Molecule: messenger RNA, 277 nt
Organism: Tarenaya hassleriana
Lineage: Eukaryota; Viridiplantae; Streptophyta; Magnoliopsida; Brassicales; Cleomaceae
Product: putative 60S ribosomal protein L27a-1
Exons: 3
Cellular component (GO): cytosolic large ribosomal subunit
Molecular function (GO): structural constituent of ribosome
Source: RefSeq, a predicted model, not a curated record
GGCGACGAGGACAGCGAGGGUAACGGCGGUAACUGAAAGGAGCCUCCUUUAUUCAAAUUCAUUGUAUAUAUAAAAAAAAGUCGGAAUGAGGUACUUCCACAAGCUGAGGAACAAGUUCCACUGCCCAAUCGUCAACCUCGACAAGCUCUGGUCCAUGGUUUUGGGUAAGGGUAUGUUGCCGGAGAACUAACCUGUCGUCGUUAAGGCAAAGCUCGUAUCGAAGAUCGCGGAGAAGAAGAUUAAGGAAGCCGGAGGCGCCGUCGUUCUUACAGCUUAG